Cladocopium goreaui is the source of this 591-nucleotide messenger RNA. NCBI's taxonomy places the organism in Eukaryota, Dinophyceae, Suessiales, Symbiodiniaceae. The record is from the annotation of a GenBank genome assembly.
AUGGGCAUGACAGUCAGCCACCAGAGUGGCAACACCAGUCACACCGGCCGUUUGAUCAUGAACGGCGGCGCCGCUUUUGGACACCUGUUGCUCGCCUUCUGCUUCGGCUCCUUCUUCGCGGGCUACAGCAAGGCGGAUACUGAGCUGAUCUACUCAGGACGCUACUCUCCCAACCUCUUGGCCGCGGCCUUGGCCGUGGUGGCUGGAUGCAUCGUGCACUACUGCAAGGAGCAUGGCGGCGAUGGCAACAACAACACAUCCGAGUGCUUGCUGCUCUUUGCGUUCUCUCAAGGUAUCCAGAAUGGCAUCACCCGAAGAUGCCAGACCCUGCCCAUCUGCACAACCCAUUUCACGGGCUACUUGACAGACGUUGGCACCUUGCUCGGCUGGUGCGUUCGUGAUGGUGUGACCGGUGAGAAGUUCUUGAAGGCCAUGCUCUUUGCGGCGGGCAUCUUUUUCUUCGGCCUCGGCGGCGUGGCUGCCAAGGAGUUGCACGAAUCGUUCAGCGUGCAGGCAGCCCUCAUCGCAGCUGCCCUGACGGCCGCAGUCGCGGGUGGCCUGGUCCCUGUGACCAAGAGCAAGACUGGCUGA